AGUGCACCAUGAUUGAAGCUAUCUUCGAGGUUGAAGGAGGUGAUUUCUCCUCGGUGAGCCGCAGAGAUUUAGGCGAAGGACGUUUCUUCCGCUUGAGGUCUAACCAAAGGUUUAAAACGUACGCUAGGUAGCCAGUGGCGCUUACAAUGUAUGUUUAAGUGCUAAUUUCUAGCUAUGUUUCAACCCCUUGUCUAAAAUGGCUGUUCCAUCUCUCUCCAAAACCAGACCUCUCCACUCUCUCUUCCGCUCUCUCUACCGCCCCAAACCCUUUCUCUUCUUCUCUUCUCUCACCCAAGAACAACCCACAUCCCCGCCGUUAGCAAACCUCGUAACUGAAAUCUCUCGCGUACUAAGCGACCACAGGAAUCCUCACCAUGACUUAGACCACUCUCUCACCACAUUCUCAUCUCAUAUAUCCACUCAACUCGUCGAACAAGUCUUAAAACGCUGCAAAAAUCUCGGCUUUUCUGCUCACAGAUUCUUUCUUUGGGCUGAAAAAAUUCCGGGUUUUCAACAUAGUGAUAAAAGCUACCAUAUUUUGGUUGAUAUAUUAGGAAGUAGUAAACAGUUUGCUAUUUUAUGGGACUUCUUGAUAGAAAUUAGAGAUGGUAAACAGUUUGAGAUAAACCCAGAAAUUUUCUGGGUUGUUUUUAGAGCUUAUUGUAGAGCAAAUUUGCCUGGUGAUGCUAUCAGGGCUUUUGAUAAAAUGGUGGAGUUUGGAAUUAGGCCUAGUAUUCAUGAUCUUGAUCAACUUUUGUUUGUGUUAUGUAAAAGGAAGUACGUGAAACAAGCCCAAGGAUUCUUUGAUAGAGUUAAGCAUGAGCUUGGGCCUAGUGCAAAGAGUUACAGCAUUUUAGUGAGGGGUUGGGGAGAUAUUGGUGAAGCUUGCCAGGCUCGUAAGGUGUUUGACGAAAUGGUCCAACGAGGUUGUUCCGUUGAUGUUCUAGCUUAUAAUUGCUUGUUGGAGGCCUUGUGCAAAGGUGGUAACGUGGAUGAAGCUUAUAAGAUGUUUGGAGCAAUAGGUUCGAGUGGGAUUGAGCCGGACGCUUGUAGUUACUCUGUUUUCAUCCGUGCAUAUUGUGAGGCUAAUGAUAUUCACGCGGCAUUUAGGGUGCUUGAUAGAAUGAGAAGAUACAAUCUUGUGCCUAAUUUGUUUACUUACAAUUGCAUUAUCAGAAAGCUUUGCAAUAAUGAUAAGGUGGAUGAGGCUUACCAGCUUUUGACUGAGAUGGUUGAGAGAGGAAUCAGUCCGGAUGCAUGGAGUUACAAUGCGAUCCUGGCAUAUCAUUGUGAGCACUCUGAGGUUAAUAGGGCUCUGAAUUUAAUUUCCAGAAUGGAGAAAAAUGAAUGUUUGCCUGAUAGGCACACUUACAAUAUGGCAUUCAAAUUGCUUAUCAGGAUAGGAAGAUUUGAUAGGGCAACAGAGUUGUGGGAGAGUAUGGCAAAUAGAGGAUUUUAUCCUUCGGUCUCAACUUAUGCUGUCAUGAUUCAUGGUUUAUGUAAGAAGAGAGGUAAAUUAGAGGAGGCAUGCAGAUAUUUUGAGAUAAUGAUUGAUGAGGGUAUACCUCCAUAUUCUUCAACUGUUGAGUUAUUGAGGAAUAGGUUGUUGGGUUUAGGAUUUUUGGACAAUAUAGAGAUACUUGCAAACAAGAUGGCACGAAGCAGUUCUUGCUCAAUACAAGAGUUAGCAAAUGCAAUGAGAGGUAAAACAGCCUAUACUAAAACAAGAAAUGGAGAAACAGAGCUUGAAAGUGAGUGAAAACUACCUUGCUUUUCAGUUUGGUGCCUCUCAAAGUGUAGGAUCAAUCUUAAGUUAAUGACCGAUUUUAACACUGUUGACAAUUGAUUUUUCUAGCAAUAUGGAUUGAUUGAUUUCCAUCCCACCUGACUCUUUUUUUCCACCUCAAUGUGUUCACUUGUAUAAGAAACUUACUUGUCAGAUUACUGAAAUUAGCGUUCUUCAU
This is a messenger RNA of Theobroma umbraticum, 1964 nucleotides long. RefSeq names its product Pentatricopeptide repeat (PPR) superfamily protein. The record is from RefSeq and is a predicted model, not a curated record. Lineage: Eukaryota; Viridiplantae; Streptophyta; Magnoliopsida; Malvales; Malvaceae. Gene Ontology annotation, molecular function: protein binding.